AUGGCCAAACAACCUACCAUUCGUGUGCUUUUGUGCCUAGCUUUUCAUCACCAUUGGUUUAUCAAGAAGUUGGAUAUCUCCAAUGCUUUCUUAUAUGGUACUUUGGAAGAUGAGGUGGAUAUGGAUCAACCCCAAGGUUUUAUAGAUCCUCAGUACCCUUCUCAUGGGUUUCUCCUUAGUCAUUCAGAUUCCUCUUUGUUUGUCAAGACUACCUCUACCUCUAUCACCAUCAUUCUUGUAUAUGUUGAUGAUAUCUGGCUCACUAGGAGUGAUUCUACUCUCAUCAAUGCUUUUCUUGUUCACAUGCAUGAGGUCUUUUCCAUGAAGGAAUUGGGUGUUGUCUCGUAUUUCCUAUGCAUUUCAGUUCAAUCCCAUUCUCAUGGAUUUUUCCUUUCCCAACAAAAGCUAGUUGGUGGUUUACAGUAUUUAACUAUAACUAGGCCUGAUAUAACUUUAGUUGUUAAUCAAGCUUGUCAGCAUAUGCACUCUCCCUCCGUUGGACAUUUUACUGUGGUCAAAAGGAUUCUUCGGUAUGUUAAGGGCACUUUACCUCAUGGUCUCUCUUUCACGCCUGGUCCUUUUCUUCUUUAUGCCUAUACUGACUCUAAUUGGGGUGGAGACUCUGUAGAUCGCAGAUCUACAUUGGGCUUUUGUGUGUUUCUUGGUCCCAAUCUUAUUUCCUGGUCUGCUAAAAAACAAGCUACAGUCUCUAGGUCCUCUAUUGAGGCUGAAUAUAGAUCCAUGGCUCAUACUGCUGCUGAGUUAUGUUGGCUUCAACAGGUGCUCAAAGAGUUGUCCAUCUCUUACUCUUCUCUAUCUGUUCUUUGGUGUGAUAAUGUAUAUGCUAUGGCUUUGGCUUCAAAUCCAGUCUUUCAUGCAUGUUCUAAGUAUAUCGAAAUCGAUUGCCAUUUUAUUCGCGAACGGGUUGCUUCUAAAUAG
Molecule: messenger RNA, 939 nt
Organism: Camellia sinensis
Lineage: Eukaryota; Viridiplantae; Streptophyta; Magnoliopsida; Ericales; Theaceae
Source: RefSeq, a predicted model, not a curated record